CUCUUUCAUUGAUGCUCCUAAAAAGCGAGGCCCUCCAAAAGGUUAUAUUGAAGCAUUAGAAACAAGGCUUCAAAGAAUGGAAUCUGUUCUUGGAAACUUGGUACAAUCCGGCAAUUUACCCGAAAGUGUAAUUAAUUCAAACCUCGAAUGGAUUAAUAUUAAUGAAAGUAGCUUUAAAGAUAAUACCGCUGAUUCUCCAAAUAGUGAUUUAUAUCUUACGAAAUCUCGUAAUUCUCCCAAUGUUCAUGAUACUGAUUCCGAUGAGAGUUUAUCGGGUGAAAGCAACAAUUAUGAUUUAAAUAAUAGUAUGGGUUCACUUGCAAUCGAUGACAGUGGUCAUACAAAAUAUAUUGGAAACAGUUCUGGUAUAUUCUUGAUAAAAAAAUUCGCUACAGGCAUCCUUCAGGAAGGUCAUGUUCGUCAUGAUUUGAGUAAUUACUUAUCAAAAAGAACUCGCCAAAAUGUACCUGUGUCAUAUCCUUCAAAAGAAUUAUGUGAUAAAUUGUUAGAUACUUAUUGGAUAGAGGUUCAUUCUUUCAUGCCUUUCAUUGAUAAAGAAGAUUUCAUGGAAAAAUAUAAUAAGUUGGAUGAAAAUCCUUCUUUAAAUGUACUCCUUUUUGCCAUUUUUGCUGUUGCUUCCAGAUUUACUCACAUUCCUGAAGUCUAUAAAGAUCCUAAAGAUCCAUCUUCUGCUG
This is a messenger RNA of Dentiscutata heterogama, 695 nucleotides long. The record is from the annotation of a GenBank genome assembly. Lineage: Eukaryota; Fungi; Glomeromycota; Glomeromycetes; Diversisporales; Gigasporaceae.